AACAAGAUGGCUGCUUCCACAAGUCUGAGCAAAAGCGCUACUGUUUCAAAAGCGGAUUAUUUAAAGCGCUAUCUGUCGAAUGACGAAGAUGGCAAGAAGUCAAAAGAAAAGAAAGUCAGGAAAAAGCGUCUUAAGACCACCGGGAGAGGAAUGCACAUUUGCAGGAUGAAGAUUGUUGAUGAUGAUAUUGACUGGAGGCAACUGGCUGCAAAGACUGAAGAGAAGGAGAACGAGGAUGAGGAAGAGGCGCCUGUGAUUGCAGAGAUAAUAGAUGAACGUCCAGAUGAAGUCAAACAACUAGAAGCAUUUAGAACCAGUAACAAAUGGAAAAUAAUGGGAGCCACAAAUGAAGAAUCCCAGGAAUCUCCUGUCUCACCUUCAGUGACCAGUUCAGACGUCAAAAGGAACAGAAGAGCUCGGCAUGAUUCUUCUGACAGUUCUCCAGUACGGAGAGUUCGCCAUGACUCCCCUGAUCUUUCACCCAAGAGGGGAGUUCGCCAUGACUCCCCUGAUCUUUCACCCAAGAGGGGAGUUCGCCAUGACUCCCCUGAUCUUUCACCCAAAAGGAGAGUUCGCCAUGACUCCCCUGAUCUUUCACCCAAAAGGAGAGUUCGCCAUGACUCCCCUGAUCUUUCACCCAAGAGGGGAGUUCGCCAUGACUCCCCUGAUCUUUCACCCAAAAGGAGAGUUCGCCAUGACUCCCCUGAUCUUUCACCCAAAAGGAGAGUUCGCCAUGACUCCCCUGAUCUUUCACCCAAAAGGAGAGUUCGCCAUGACUCCCCUGAUCUUUCACCACAGACAAGAGUCCGGCAUGAUUCUCCAGAUCUUUCCCCUCAUAGACUCAAAGCAGAGACCAAACAUAGGGGACAUCACUCUUCAUCACCUUCUGCUCCACGAAAGAAUGAGAAGAGCUCAGCUUCUAAAUCGCAAAAACAUGUUAAAGAUUCCUCCCAGAGAGAAAAGUCAAAAUCCUCUUCAGGUGGACAUCUACCAGAUUCGGAUCUGUCACCACCCCGGAGACGCCCUAAUGCCAGACAGGACUCGGACUCUGAUCUGUCUCCUCCUAGGAAAAGAGCACAGAGGGGCAGAGGGUCUGAUUCGGACCUUUCACCACCCAGGAAGAGGCCCCAGGGCGGUCGUGGGUCAGAUUCUGAUCUCUCCCCAUCUCGCAGGACAGGCUCUCCUGUUGCACAGGGUCCUCGCAUGUUGUCUGGUGGAGCUGCUGGCCUGGUCUCUGUUGAAACCCUGCGUAAAGAGCAGGAAGAAAUCCGCAAAAGAGAAAAACAGAACAAGCCCCUAGAAGAGGAGUCCCGUCAUGCACAGACUGUGUUCAGAGAUAAGACGGGAAAGAAACGAGACUUGGAGUCUGAGCGUGCGGAGCAGAGCAGGAAAGCUGGGGAGAAAGCUGAGAAGGAUGAGAAAUAUGCACAGUGGGGCAAAGGACUGGCACAGAGUCAGAUACAGGAGCAGAACGUGGCUGAUGCAGUUCGAGAGGCUCAGAAGCCCCUGGCACGUCACAUUGAUGACGAAGACCUAGAUCGAAUGCUGAGGGAGCAGGAGAGGGAGGGAGAUCCCAUGGCUGCUCUAUUGCGCAAGAAGAAGGAAAAGAACACUAAAAGCAAAGGAGUCAAAGAGAGACCUCGUUAUAAGGGUCCACCACCACCCCCAAAUCGUUUCAACAUCAUGCCAGGAUAUCGCUGGGACGGAGUUGACAGGUCCAAUGGGUUUGAGCAGAAGCGCUAUAGCAGGAUUUCAAAUAAGAAAGCUGUGCAAGAGGAAGCGUACAAAUGGAGUGUGGAGGACAUGUAGACAUCAGGACCCCAUAACAAGCAUCCCUACGUACUGUAUCAUUCCGUCUCACCAGCACCGGUCCUUUCGUUUUAAAGGCUGCUCCCAUCUGAAUGAACUGUCAGAUGGAAAUGUCCUUUAUGUUAGUAUCAACCAGGAUGGUUAAACAAAUAAAAACAAAGAUUUUCUGACUUUUAGCGGUUGAGUGAUUGUAUAUGAACAUCAAGUUUCCCUUGAGAUUUAUUAAAUGUUAUGUUUCUUACA
Molecule: messenger RNA, 2052 nt
Organism: Colossoma macropomum (tambaqui)
Lineage: Eukaryota; Metazoa; Chordata; Actinopteri; Characiformes; Serrasalmidae
Gene: bud13
Product: BUD13 homolog
Exons: 11
Coding region: 7-1809 (600 amino acids)
Biological process (GO): mRNA splicing, via spliceosome
Cellular component (GO): U2-type spliceosomal complex; RES complex
Molecular function (GO): RNA binding
Source: RefSeq, a predicted model, not a curated record